CUGGGAGUGAACCGGAAGUGUAAAGGCUCCGGCUGCUUCUCGGCCAGGCGGAACCUGUUCGGCUGGGCCUGGUGGCCGCAAGAGAACUUUCUCCCGCCCUCACGGUUGCCGCGGCCAACGGCCUCGCCCGCCUGGCAGCCUCGCCCACCUUCUCUCCUUCUCCCCGCAGGCUCGGCGCGCUCCGGUCUCCCUCUCGCCCGGCGGUAUCCGCUUGCCGCCGCCACCGCCACCGCCUCCUCGCCUUUUGCCCCGCCAUCGGGCCCGCCCCGCUGCAGUAAUGUGCGACAAGGAGUUCAUGUGGGCCCUGAAAAACGGAGACUUGGAUGAGGUGAAAGACUAUGUGGCUAAGGGAGAAGACGUCAACCGGACACUAGAAGGCGGAAGGAAACCUCUUCACUAUGCAGCCGAUUGUGGGCAGCUUGAAAUCCUGGAGUUUCUGCUGCUGAAAGGAGCCGAUAUUAAUGCUCCAGAUAAACAUCAUAUUACCCCUCUUCUGUCUGCUGUCUAUGAAGGUCAUAUUUCCUGUGUGAAAUUGCUUCUGUCAAAGGGUGCUGACAAGACUGUGAAGGGUCCCGAUGGACUGACUGCCUUUGAAGCCACUGACAACCAGGCCAUCAAAGCGCUUCUUCAGUGACGGACGGAUGGGCUGUCAGCUCCGGAAGAAGGACUCUCCUGUGGCCUCACACUGCUGCCUGUCUGUCUGUCACUCUAUCUGCCAGCUUCUUCAGCUAAAUACUUUAAGAGGGAUGAGGGGAGGGAGAAAUUCCUAACAAAUCAGACUACCCGAAAAACACAGUGUUUAGGAGGAGAGGGAAAGAGCCAUGAUCAGGUUUUGCUCGCAUUCCUGAUCAAGUCGGUCUCUUUUCCUUUUCCAGUAAAAUAUACAGUUUAUACCCGAGGGAGAGCAAAGACAAAACACAGCGGUCCCAUUGGACCUUUCCAGCUCCCCAGCUCAUUGAUUGAUUAGAUUGUGUCGAGGGUCUGAUGAUACAAAGGCCAACUCUACAAACUUGGUAGCCCUGGCUGUGCGAGCAGUAGUGGCUGCUGGGAUGUAACUUCGGGUGCUGAGAUAAGCAAUUCGCUAUAUAUAGCCUUCUGCCUUAAGAUGCGCUCUGUGGGGGUCUCCUGGUAUAGGUGAGAGCGCUGCCUGGGGCAGGUGACCGAACCUUCCCUGGGCCACUCGGCUUCAUGCGAAAGCUCAGUGAAGGUGAGGGGGACAUGCUCCUAAAUUGCUGGGUGACUGAACUUUGGAUUUCCUCUCCCCUUUCACAUGCAUUUCAUGCAUCUUUAGGUAAAACUGACUAGUUUUAUUUAUAAAAGCUUCAAUUUUGAAAGUCUAAAGGAGAAAUCAUUCCAGUAUGCGUAUUUUUUUUUCUCCUCUAGAUUCACACAUUUAUAUAACAUUGAAAACACUUUCCAACUCCUGCUGGUAGUAAAGGGGAUUUAAAAACAGAACCAUAGCCAUACGCCUGUUAGUGUCAGAUAAAGAAAGGGCAGUUGUCUUAGUACCUCUGGAUUUUCUUCAUUGCUCUUUGAAUGGAUUGGCCUCGGUUAUUUUUGGAGAAUCAAGGAACACGGUUUGGAAUGGCUCUCAGACCCAUCUUGGAUGCUGAUUACUUACUGCACCAAAGUGAUCACUGGGGUGAGAUUUGCUACUUGGACAAAUUUAACCCCUUCAAAAAUAUGCUUGUUACCAGGUUUCCCUGAGUUGAUAAACUUCUGCUGAACAUAUGCCAACCCAUCUGCAUAGUAUAUUUUUGUUUCUUUUCUAAAUCAUGUGUUGCAUAAAGUGACACCUUCAAAACGAAUUCUGUGUCCUCAAAAUACAGUGCCCUAAAAUGGUGUUCUUAUAACCUGCAGAAAAUAUUUAGGCACAUUUUCAAAUGUGUAUUUCAUGAGCAGUAUGACUAAAACACAUACCCUUAAAUUUUGCUAUCUUGCAUUUAGAAAUAUUAAGAUUCUUUUGACUUAACCAUCCAUAUAACCUUACUAAAAAUAUUAGGCUUUUUUCCUUAGCCAUGCCAUGCAAUAAUUGAAUGUACCUCAAAUUUUUAAAAGGGGGAGGGUGGGUUUAGGGACUUGUAUUCAGAUUAUGGAUGAUAAAAGAAUGAUUUUUUUAAGGCAAUGUAGCAUUCGACAGCAGAGUUAAACUAGUACCAAGAACAGUCAGCCUGGCUAAUAACGAAUCUUAUUGAUCAGUUGCUGAUUGGUUGGUUGGUUGUGUGUGUGUGUGUGUGUGUGUGUGUGUGUGUGUGUGUGUGUGUUUUCCCCAUGAACCCUUUUUUUAUCCUGUGGCUUUUUCACUUACAACUAACCCUGUAAUUUUUCUGCAUCCAAGAAAACAAUUUAAAACGGUGGUUUAAAUACUUCGAUAUAUUUGGCUAAUUCUGCUGCCUUAGUGCAGCCUGUCGAGUUGGAUGAAAAGUCAGUAAUCAGUACUUUAUUACAUCACUGAUCUGAACCUCGGAGCCGUCCUCACUGAAGCUGGGGGCACUCUGUCCGUCUUUAACUGUCAGCAUAGUGACCAGGUGUUUCGAUAUCUUUGUUUCCACCUCUUGGCACAGUGCCGUCUGAAAGGCUUGGAUUGUACCUUCUACAGGACGCACCUUUCCAUCCCAAGUGUUUUGUUGUAGUUGGCUACUGCAGAGAGCGGUCUGCCCUUUCAUUCCUACACCGGCUCUGCUUCCUCCAGUCUCCUGGCACAGCGGCCAGGGGGCCUGUUUUGUACAGUAGUUUAUCCUGAUGUUUCUUGUCACGCAGCAGAGGCUCCUUCGCCUUUCUUCUUUCUCCGCCAUUUUGUAAACCCCAUAAUUAUGAAGAGGUUGCUUGAGAAAAUAACAUAUAAACCUAGAAUAGACUGACCAAGAUGGUUUACAAUUUCUUCUUUUUUAAACUAGUUUAUUUAUAAUGUAUUUCUGAACCACUUGGUAGAAAAAUUCACAACACUUAAAUGUUCAUAUUUUGAGUAAAGGAAGCUAAAACCAUGUCUGCUUUUUGGUACUACAUGCAUUAGUGAAAGGUUAAGCAUUGUUUUCCACUGAGGUAAUAUUUCACAUCUCAGCAGAACCCCUGCAUGUGCUGUAGUUUUGUAUUCAGUCAUUUCGUAUGCACUAUAGCAAGUGAACACAGGUGGUUUGCCUGUUUGCAUUCAUAUACUAACCAGUUCCCCCUUGCAGCUUCAGACUGGUAUCUGUAGGCUUCUAGUUCAAGUACAGCACCUGAGUGUACCCAAGUAGUUCUGCAGUAGCUCACCUUCUAAACCCAGCGGGGCACGAAGGAGAGAUAGGUAGGUAGGUGCAGUGUGUGGAAGCUGCAAGCCAGCGGACCCUUUAUUCACUGAUUUCUUUCUCCCAGAUAAUGGGUUUUAAAUCUCUAUGUACCUAUUUGAUUUUUUUCCCCUACAACUUCAACCGAGCUGCUGUUUUCUUCCAUGCAACAUUGUACGCUCGGUUGUGUAUAGAAGAAGCUGGUGAGAGUGCCCUCCUACAUAAGCAAUUGCAGUGUUGUGCAUGCAAAACUUAAACGGUUUAAAUUGUCCUGAUUCUAUUUUGUAAAUGGAGAAACAAUCAUAUCUUUCUAAGCAGUAAUGGAGGAAGACUAGUGCUUUGUGCAUUUUGAUAUAUUUGAGUUCAUUUUUUCCACAAUGUAAUACUUUUGACACAAUUGGGUUUCUCAUAUUAUCCUAGUUCAUGUACAUCAGAAUGCUAAAUAAUACUGUGUUUAAGUUUUGUGUUGCAAGAACAAAUGGAAUAAACUUGAAUUGUGCUACA
Hipposideros armiger (great roundleaf bat) is the source of this 3770-nucleotide messenger RNA. It is a transcript of the gene MTPN, whose product is annotated as myotrophin. NCBI's taxonomy places the organism in Eukaryota, Metazoa, Chordata, Mammalia, Chiroptera, Hipposideridae. Gene Ontology annotation, cellular component: BRCA1-A complex; BRCA1-BARD1 complex. The transcript has 4 exons. Bases 278 to 634 code for a protein of 118 amino acids. Gene Ontology annotation, biological process: protein K6-linked ubiquitination. The record is from RefSeq and is a predicted model, not a curated record. Gene Ontology annotation, molecular function: ubiquitin-protein transferase activity; protein binding.